UAAUGUAUCAUCUGGGUGUGAGCUGUGUAGUUGAUAAAAAAAAUAAAAGGAUAGAACUCUGACUUGUGUUGUAGACUAUUUAAUAGUGCACCUAGUCUACCUACAUUUUUCCCGAUAUAACUUGGAUUGAGUUAGACAACUGAGAGUAAAUAUACAUUUCAGUAAAUGUCUUAGUGGAUAUAACAAUCAGCAAUGGAAUUAGCACACAGUCUCUUGCUUAAUGAAGAAGCAUUAAAAAGGAUAUCUGAAUCUAAAAGGCCUGUAUUCGUAUUUGAAUGGCUGAGAUUUUUGGAUAAGGUGUUGGCUGCAUCACAGAAGUCUGACAUUAAAGGAAGCCAGAAGAGACUUGUUGAACAGCUGACCUCACAGAUAACUGAAUCACCUGGCCCACCAACUCGCAAACUGCUGGCCAGAUGUUUGGCACUUAUCUUUAGUGUUGGUGAUACCUUUGAUCUGUUUGAGACCAUUAAUAAAUGCAAUGAUAUCAUUAGAAGUAAAGAUGAUUCCCCAAGUUAUUUACCAUCUCGUCUGGCAGCUAUUGCCUGUUUGGGUGCUAUGUAUGAAAAACUGGGCCGGAUGACAGGAAGAUCUUAUGAAGAUACUGUACAAAUCCUCAUUAAAUCUCUUAAAAAUUCAGAGUCUCAAGGCAGAUUUGAAAUAAUGCAAACACUAGAGAAACUUGUCUCAGGGCUUGGCUCUGCCGGGUCUAAUACACACAAAGAUGUAUACAAAGCCUGCAGGCAGGCAAUGACUGAUAGAUCUAUGGCAGUUAGACAAGCAGCUGCAAAGUGUAUGAAUGAGCUGGUAAACGAGGCAACUUUUAUGAGCACCACAGAACUAGAAACAGUGACCUCACUUUGUAUCAGAGCUUUAGAUGGAUCUAAUUAUGAUGCUAGAUGCACCAUAGCCAAAUUGUUAGGGAACCUUAUGGCUACUGCACAAGCUCCAAAGCAACCUAAUGCCAAAAUCAAGCCAACUCGUCUGGAGGAUGUUCUAGCAUUACUGGCUUCAGGAUUUCUAAAAGGCACUCUUGGAGGCUUUCUUAAAACUUCAUCAGCAGGAGAGAUGAUUAAAGGAUCUAAUCCUGUCAAUAGGGAGAUUAGAGUUGGCAUCACACAUGCCUACGUUGAAUUUAUAAAGUCCAUGGGAGGACUUUGGCUUGAAAGAAACAUUUCUGUAUUCCUUACUCAUGUUCUGGAGCUGGUGGCUAACCCUAAAGCCACUCCAUCUCACGUGGAUGCUGUUUAUGCUCGCAAGUGUGUUCAGUUUAUUAUGCGCUCCGUCAUUGGUGGAAUGCUGGGUGAGAAGGCUCAAAUAGCAGCAGCUAAAGAAAUUUGUCAAGUUAUAAUCAAGCAGAUGAAUUCUGUGGGAGAAGCUACAGCAGAGGCAUCAGAUGGCAAGAAUCAAGUUACUGACCUUACAGCCAGUCAGCAUGUGUUAGUGUGUGCACUGCAUGAACUAGGCUGUCUUGUUCUGAGAUUAGGGACGUCUGCUAGUCCCUUAGUGGCUGAACCUGCUACAGGCAUUAUCGAGCCAGUUGUGUCUGUGCUGAUUCAUCCAUCUCAUGCUGCCAGAUUGUCUGCCUCUUGGUGUCUUGCUAGCAUCGCUGUUGCUCUGCCAUCUCAACUUACCCCACUUCUUGAUCGCUGUGUUGAAAGAAUGGAUAAGCUAAGAUCAUCACCAGAGGCUGUUGCAGGCUACAGCAGUGCAUUGGCUGCUCUACUGGGUGGAGUCUACCAGUGCCCUCUGGGAAUCCCACACUCUAAAGGAAAGCAAAUAUUCAAUAUAGCUGAAGAGCUUCUGAGAACGGCAUCACAAAACAGUAGACUUUCACUACAACGAACUCAGUCUGGCUGGUUACUUCUUGGUGCUUUAAUGACUUUGGGUCCUUCUGUAAUAAAAAACCACUUACCAAGAAUGCUAUUGCUAUGGAGGAAUGCAUUCCCAAGAUCCAUUAAAGAACUUGAAUCUGAAAAGGUUAGAGGUGAAGCAUUCACAUGGCAAGUCACACUUGAAGGGAGAGCAGGUGCUCUAGGAGCAAUGUACAGCUUCCUGUUGAACUGUAGAGAUCUUGUGACUGAGGAUGUCAUACGCAGAAUGUUGGCACCACUUGAAUGUGCUCUUGUUAUGAUGUCACAACUAGCUUCAGUAAUUAAAAUGUAUGGGACUCAGUUGAAAGCUAGUGCUGCUACAAUUAGGCUGCGCUUAUAUGAUGUGCUAUCUUUAUUACCUCCUGAAUCAUUUGAAGGUCUGUACCCAAAUUUGCUGAGAGAGUUAGUAGCAGAGUUUACUCUAACAGACAACCCAGCCAAUACAACAACCUCACAACUUAGGUUCAUGUGCCAUGUGGAUGACAAUGUCAUACUUGGCUCUUGGCUUCAGGAGACAGACCAUAAAGCAAUAGAAGAUCAGAUGGAGCCAAAUCGUAAGGUGGAUAAGGAACUUCUCCAACCAAACAGUGCAUCAGGUUCUGGUACCUUAGAACAUGACAGUCAAUCUCUUUAUAUACGUUGUCCUCCAAGUGAACCAAUACCUGGCCCAUUACCACUAGGUGUUGCAGUUAUUGACAGCUCAGUUAAGCUGUAUGGUGUUAUAUUUCCCCAUGUGGCUCAUAAACAUCGCUAUCAAAUGCUGCAGCACUUCAAUGAGUGCAUACGCCAAGCUAAAGGCCCUCGUCAGCAAGCUGUACAGAUGAAUGUAUUUACAGCUGUUCUGUGUGCUCUUAAGAGUCUAGCUGAGUUGAAGGCCAACCCGGGUCCAGAUGAUGUGAAGAAAGCUGCUUUUUCUUUAAUCAUGGAUGCCAUGAGCAGUAGCAAUCCUAUCUUGAGAUGUGCUGCUGGAGAGGCCUUGGGCCGCAUGGCUCAGGUUGUAGGCGACAGCAAAUUUAUUGCUGAAAUGGCUCAGCACAGCUUUGACAAACUAAAAUCAGCUCGAGAUGUAGUUAGCCGUACAGGACAUUCUUUGGCUCUGGGUUGUUUGCAUCGUUAUGUUGGGGGCAUGGGCUCUAACCAGCAUCUUAAUACUUCUGUCAGCAUUUUGUUAGCGCUGGCACAAGAUUUUAACUCGCCAGUUGUACAGGUUUGGGCUUUACAUGCUCUAGCCCUUAUUGCUGACUCUGGAGGUCCAAUGUAUCGCAGUUAUGUGGAGCCAACUUUGUCUUUAGUUUUACAGCUGCUCUUGUCAGUUCCACCAGCUAUAAUUGAUGUCCAUCAGUGUUUGGGUAAAUGCUUAUCUGCCCUCAUUACCUCCAUAGGGCCAGAACUAGCAGGCAACUCAAGUUCCAUCGGCACAGCUCGUCUUUAUUGCCAGGUGUGUUGUGCCGUCAUGCAAGCUCACCCUGAUUCUCUAGUUCAAGCAGAAGCUAUUGCGUGUCUUCAGCAGUUGCACAUGUUUGCACCAAGGCAUUUAAAUCUAAGCAGUCUGGUUCCUCACCUUUGUGAAAAUCUAACCAGCUCCCACCUGCUCCUUCGUCGGGCAGCAGUUUCCUGCCUUCGUCAGUUAGCUACCAGAGAAGCGUGUGAUGUCAGUUCUCUAGCACUAUCCUUUGUUGGUACAGAAAAGGAGGCAAAAACUAGUUCACAUAUUGCUGAAGCUGGUCUUGAAGGUGUGUUGUUUGGGAUGCUGGACACAGAAACAGACGGUCAACUUUUGUCUGAUCUAAGAGACACUAUAGAUUCCCUCCUGCAAUCCCUAGCUAUUGCAAAUCUUGGUCGGUGGCUAGCAUUACUGAAAGAAGUCUUGUCAGCUUCCACAGAUGCAACAAGUGCAGAGAAUGAAUUAGAUGAUGGUGGAGACAAUGAUGAUGAAGAAGAGGGUGAUGAUAUUGGUGUAACUUUUAAGGCUGCUGACCCAGACAUCACUCAUCCUUCUGUUGCACCAAGGUGGCCAACAAGAGUGUUUGCUGUUGAAUGUCUCAUGAAAAUAAUAUCCGCCUGUGAAGGAGGUGAAGGGCAAUUUGAUCUACAGCUUGCUAAAGAACUGAAAGAGAAAACAGGAAAAAACAAUUUCCUAGUGCUUCAUCUAAGUGAUCUCAUCAGAAUGUCUUUUAUAGCUGCCACUUCAGAUAGUAAUCAGUUAAGAUUGGUUGGAUUAGCAGCUUUGGAAGAGGUUAUCAGGCAGUUUGCAUCAGUUCCAGAACCAGAGUUUCCAGGCCAUGUCAUCCUUGAACAGUACCAAGCACAAGUUGGAGCAGCUUUGAGACCAGCCUUCUCUCCUGAUACACCCUCUGAUGUUACAGCUGCUGCUUGUGAGGUCUGUAGUAAAUGGAUAGGCAGUGGUGUAGCUAGAGAUUUGAAUGACCUACGAAGAGUUCAUCAGCUAUUGGUCUCUUCUUUAGCUAAGUUAGGGUCUGUUAGUGGUAAGCCUAAAGCACCACUAUACAAUGAAAGUGCAUCAACUAUGGAAAAGUUGGCAGUAAUACGAGCUUGGGCAGAAGUUUACAUAGUGGCAGUGGAUAGAGAGUUGGAAUCAAAGCAGAGAAAAACUAGACACAAGGAAGAGAGCAUUGAUGAAGAAGUAAUAGAGGGAUAUGAACAUGCAGGAGAAAGUUUACUUAGUCUUGUUCAACCAGAAUUAGAAAACCUUAGUCGUCAUUGGUUUAAUGCUCUUAAAGACCAUGCACUUUUAUCAUUACCUGCAGAAUACUCCAAUCAGCUGCCAUCAGAAGGUGGUGCUUUUUAUCACCCUGAUACAGUAGAAUCUGCUAUACAUCACUAUAAGAAAUCAUGGCCAUCAAUUCUUCAUGGCUUGUCCAUCUGGUUAAAUGACACAGGCUUCAAAGAGGCACAGAUUGAGUCUACUGAUGAUCAAGACAAUGGUAAAAUAUCUUUUGCAGCACAAGCAGCCAAUGCUCCUGCAAACAUGAGAACUAGGUCCAUGAAUCAGGACAGAUUCUUUCUAAUACUAGGCAUCAGUAUGGAAGCACUUUGCAAUUCAGCAUCUCGACUAGAGGAAUCCACUGUCCGUCACUGUCUUGGUGGUUUAAAAGCCCUGCUGGGGAAAGAGUGGCCUAGGUCUCAACUUGGUAGAGAUGCUACUCUGUGUAGAGAACUACUCAAUGUUAUGCAUAGGGUUACUCUGACAAGAGAUGGAAUAGAUAUUCAUGCUCUUGCAUUAGAUGUUGUAAAUUUGGUGGUAGCUGCAGCUAAAGAAAGUCUGGAAAUACAAAAAGCAAAAACUAAAGAAAACAAAACUGACAUUUGGGGAGAAGGAGGGGAGACUGGGGAAUUCCCUGCUGAUACGUCCAUAGUUUUUGCAACUCUUGAGGUCUGCCUCUGUGCUAUAGUAAGACAUAUCCCUGCCCUAAACCCAUCAUCAACUGCUACUGGUUUUCAGCCUCCUACUCAUCUAGCAAAGAUGGGUACUGACACUUAUGAUUUAAUCGCCUCGGUGAUGUUCUUAAUGAUUGACCUUUUGGAUCUUUGUUCACCUAUGGGUGCAGCUACUAUCCUACCAACAGUACUCCACCUGAUAACAGGCAUAAUGAAAGAGAUGUGCUCUAGGGGAGCUGCAGCUCCAUCUCUCACUAUAGUUUCUACAAGUUUACAGUGCAUAAAGAGAGUGUGUGAUUAUGAUUUGACAAGAAAUGAAAAACAAUCUACAGAAGAUGAUUCUCCUGCCAAAAAGGAUUGGUCAAGACUUUUACAAAGUGCAAUAUCUUCAAUAUUACAAUAUGCAGAAGCCGGCUCUGAUUAUUCUGGGAUGGAUUACAGUGUAUUGGUGUCUGUUCUCUCUGUCUUUGUAUCAUGUUGUCCAAGGGAGGUCACUGGAAUUCCAUCUCUGUUAAAUCCAAUGCUGGAUGUUUACAAGCAGGCUUGGGACACUGGAAAUACCCUAAUGAGACAAAAAUGUGUGGAAGCCCUUAUGUCAAUCUUAAGCCAAAAGGACAAAUCAGUGGCUGUGCCAUUCAUUCACAAUAUGGCUCCAAGGAUUAUUGAACAUCUAAACUUGGUUGCAACUCAAGUUUCAAGUUCACAUCAAGAUCUUCAGCUUCUAACAAUGGAAUUAGACUGUAUAGAAAAAUUAGUUUCGUUAGCAGAUGAUAGUAAACGAAUAACCAUGGUAGCUUUGUAUAUCCCAAUCCUGGUAUCUUUGUUGUUGGAUGAAACAACUGCAGGCAAAGCCUCUACAGAAGUAUACACAUUCAGUGACAAGGCCCUUGCUAGAUUGACAGAGGUUGGCCGCCUAUACCCAGAACAUUUUAGGACUGUAAUGAACAUGUCCUCUCACCUCAAGCCUAGAUUAGAAGCUGCUGUUAGACUCAAACAAGUGACCCAAGCUCAGGACAAAGCCAGGGUUGCAGCUAAAAUAGCGCCUCAGCCUGCCAAACCAACAAUUACUCUUAAAAUGGACUUCAGUAAUUUCAAAACGUGAUAGGAUGUAUAUACAGUUUUUAUUUUGCAUUUAGUAGUUAGUUAUCUUAAUACCUAAGAAUACAGAGUCAAAAGAAUAUUAUAUUUUACUUAAUUUACCCAAGAUUAAUUUACUACUGAUUUAUUAUCAAUAUGAGAGUGUUUAAUUGGACACUUCUGGCAUUUUACAAAUGAACUAGCCUAUGAUCUAAACAGUUAUUAUAUAAAACAAUUUUUUAAAAUGUGCUAGAAAGUCAUUUUUCAUAAACAUACUGGUAAUAUUGAAAAUAUUUGAAGUAAAAAAUAUAAUAGCAUUUUAGUGCUGCAUGAAGAUAGUUUUGUGUGAUCAAUUCUACAAGUGUUGCCUCGCUGUAUAACAUACGGUGAGAUGGAGUUUGGGCUGGCUGUAAAAAAAAAGGCUCUUAUUUAACCUUUUCUGAUUGUGUUGUUGUUAAUUGUCGAGUAAAAACUGCAUUUUGAUAAUUUUUGUCAAAUGAAAUUGGGGGGG
Molecule: messenger RNA, 6858 nt
Organism: Physella acuta
Lineage: Eukaryota; Metazoa; Mollusca; Gastropoda; Physidae
Product: HEAT repeat-containing protein 5B
Biological process (GO): intracellular protein localization; endocytosis; retrograde transport, endosome to Golgi
Cellular component (GO): endocytic vesicle; Golgi apparatus; membrane
Source: RefSeq, a predicted model, not a curated record